This is a messenger RNA of Elephantulus edwardii (Cape elephant shrew), 1002 nucleotides long. RefSeq names its product protein phosphatase 1, regulatory subunit 3G (gene PPP1R3G). Lineage: Eukaryota; Metazoa; Chordata; Mammalia; Macroscelidea; Macroscelididae. The record is from RefSeq and is a predicted model, not a curated record. The transcript has a single exon. Gene Ontology annotation, molecular function: glycogen binding; protein phosphatase 1 binding. Gene Ontology annotation, biological process: regulation of glycogen biosynthetic process. Gene Ontology annotation, cellular component: protein phosphatase type 1 complex. The coding region runs from base 1 to 1002 and encodes 333 amino acids.
AUGGAGCCCACAGAGACUCCGCCCACCCUGGAGUGUCCCUGUUUGGAGAGUGGCGAGAACAGCAGUGACAAUUCUGAGACCCCUGCUCCCUACCCUCGUCCUGCUCCCAGUACUCUGUCCCGGGAGGAAGAGACCGAGGAGGAGCUGCCAGAAUGCCGCCGCCGGCGGCGCGCGCGCUCUUUCUCGCUGCCCGCCGACUCCCUCUUGCAGGCGGCUAAGUUACUGCAGGCGCCGCCGGCCGAGAGGCUAGGAGCGGAGGGCGGCGAGCUGACGGGAACAGAGUUGCCCAGCCUCAGCAGCUGCUGUACCAAGUGCAAGAAGCGGGUGCAGUUUGCUGACGCACUGGGACUGGACCUGGCCAGCGUGAAGCACUUCAGCCAGGCCGAGGAUCCACAGGUGCCGCCCACUGCGCUCGCACGCCUCCGGAGCUUCCCGAUGUGCGCCGAGGACCUACAGCAGUUCGAGGAGCUGCUAGCAGCAGCGGCGACGGCGCAGACCCCUACGCCCCGCACAGCACCAAACCUGCCCCGCCUGAGGCCGCUCUUCCAGCUCCCGGAGCCCCGCGCAACAACCGAGCUCCUACGGCGGCAGCGCGUAUGCCUGGAGCGCGUACACUGCUCGGCGCCCGGGGGCGCACAGGUGACCGGCUCGGGCCGCGUGCUUGGCGGCCCUGGACCGCACGCUGUGACUGUGCGCUACACCUUCACCGACUGGCGCUCCUUCCUGGACGUGCCCGCCGAGCUGCAGCCCGAGUCAGAAUCGCCAUCAGAGGCCGCCGGGCUGGACCUCGGGGAUGGCGCAGACGAGCCGGGUGCAGAGCGCUUCCACUUUUCUCUGUGUUUGCCGCCAGGCUUGACACCGGAGGACAGCGAGGACACAGACGCGUCCCAGCCCGCUGUCCACUUCGCCAUCCGCUACCGCUGCGCGCAGGGCGAGUACUGGGACAACAACGCGGGCACCAACUACACGCUGAGCUUCACGCGCCCAUCGGACGCGCCGUGA